UUUCUUACAUUUUCCUUAAUUUUCUUUGCAUCCAAACAUAGCCUAAUGGACUCCAAAAGUUAUCAAAUUAUGAAAAAUGGAAUCUCAAAUGCUUAAUUUUAACGUAUUUUUCUCCCUUUUUAGCUUCGAAUUUAAGGUUUUGCUUCACCUAUUCGGUCUUUAGGUUUUUUUAAAUUUGAUGGCGGAUCGGACCUCAGCUGCUCCAAAGCCUAUAUGGAUGAAACAAGCUGAAGAGGCCAAGCUGAAAAGUGAGGCUGAAAAAGCUGCCGCUGCUAAAGCGGCUUUCGAAGCCACAUUCAAAGAUGUUGAUAAGGGCCGUAACAAGGAUGUGGUGGCAGCUUCAUCGGAUAGUGAGUCUGAGGACACCAAUGACUUGGUGGACAAACCGGUUGGACCUGUGGAUCCUGCUAAGUGCAUGGCAGCAGGACCAGGAAUAGCUGGUGGCACGGCAUGUGCAGCCUCCACCUUUAUGGUGGUAACAAAGGAUGCAGAUGGGAGGAAAGUGCAGAGUGGAGGUGCGCAGAUUAAGGUGAAAGUUUCGCCAGGUGUGGGUGUUGGGGGUGCGGAACAGGAGGGCAUUGUGAAGGAUAUGGGAGAUGGGACUUACACGGUGACUUAUGUGGUGCCCAAGAGAGGGAACUAUAUGGUGAACAUUGAGUGCAAUGGGAAACCCAUCAUGGGCAGCCCAUUCCCAGUGUUCUUCAGUGCAGGUACUUCUACUGGAGCUGUACUAGGGGUGGCGCCUGCAUCCACAUAUCCAAAUCUAGUAAAUCAAACAAUGCCCAACAUGCCAAACUACACAGGAUCUGUUUCUGGAGCUUUCCCCGGCUUGUUGGGUAUGAUCCCAGGUAUUGUUUCUGGUGCUUCAGGUGGUGCUAUUUUACCAGGAAUGGGGGCAUCUCUUGGGGAAGUUUGUCGAGAAUACCUCAAUGGCCGUUGUGCUAAAACUGAUUGCAAAUUGAACCAUCCUCCCCACAAUUUGCUGAUGACUGCUUUGGCAGCAACAACCAGCAUGGGAACUCUCAGUCAGGUUCCUAUGGCACCUUCUGCAGCUGCAAUGGCUGCUGCUCAGGCUAUUGUUGCUGCUCAGGCCCUUCAAGCUCAUGCUGCUCAGGUGCAAUCACAAACUCAGUCAACCAAAGAUUCAUCUGACUCUCCUGACAAAGCUGCAAAGGGUGAUGCAUUGAAAAAAACCCUACAAGUUAGCAAUCUUAACCCACUUCUCACAGUGGAACAGUUGAAGCAGCUUUUUAGCUUCUGUGGUACAGUUGUUGAGUGUACAAUCACUGAUUCAAAGCAUUUUGCAUACAUAGAAUAUUCAAAACCAGAGGAAGCAACAGCUGCUUUGGCAUUGAACAAUAUGGAUAUUGGUGGUCGACCAUUAAAUGUGGAAAUGGCCAAAACACUUCCUCCGAAACCUGCUAUUUCAUCCUUGACUUCUUCAUCUCUGCCUUUGAUGAUGCAGCAAGCUGUUGCCAUGCAACAGAUGCAAUUCCAGCAGGCUUUGCUUAUGCAACAAACAUUGACUGCUCAGCAGGCAGCUAACCGAGCUGCAAGUAUGAAGUCUGCAACAGAAUUAGCUGCAGCAAGAGCUGCAGAAAUAAGUAGGAAGCUGAAAGCUGAUGGACUUGUUUCUGAAGAGAAGGAAACCAAGAGUAAGUCUAGGUCACCAUCCCCUUCUCAUGCAAGGUCAAGAUCCAAAUCAAAAUCACCCCUUAGUUAUCGGAGAAGAUCAAGAUCAAAGUCUAGAUCACCAAUUAGUUAUCGGCGAAGAUCAAGGUCCAAGUCAAGAUCACCAAUCAUUUAUAGGCGAAAGUCAAGGUCAAAGUCAAGAUCACCAAUCAGUUAUAGGCGAAGGAGGAGAUCUCGCUCUUAUUCACCUCUGCCCCGUUUCCAAAGGGACCGUAGGUCCAGAUCACCUGUGCGAUCUCAUCAUCGUUCAAGAUAUGAAAGUGAACGACGUUCAUAUAGAGAUAGGGAUGACAAUGACAGGAGUGGCAGACGAGAUUCGGAGAGAUCGCGUGAUCGUCAUUCAUCUAUUUCGAGGAGAAAUAGGAGUAUUAGUCCUCGAACUAGAAAAUUAACUCCUGUAGAUUCUGACUCCCCUAAACAUAGUAGAGAAAGUUCACCUAAGCUUAGGAAAUCAUCCCGUCCUGGUUCAACAUCACCAAGGCAUCACAGAAGAAAUAGGUCAUCCCCAAAGAAUGAUGAUGAAAAGAAAUUGAAAUAUAGAAAGCGCUCUAGGUCAAAGUCUGUUGAUUCGGAUAACAAAAAGAAUGAGACCCCAGAUGAAAAAACAAAGCACCGCAGUAGAAGGCGAUCGAGGUCAUUAUCUUCAGAAGGUAGACCUCAAAGAAGAAGCAGGUCUUCUUCUGCAAGUUCAGAUGAAAACAAUUCAAAACACAGAAGGCGGUCCAGAUCAAUUUCUGUAGAAGGCAAGGUUCGCUCCAGCAGUAAAAUUGAUGAAGUGAGAAAAGAUGAAUUGAGACACGGUGAUAGAAGGCGCUCGCGAUCGCGAUCAGGAUCUUCUGAAGGUAGGCAUUACACCAAAGAGAGGAAUGAGAGAAGCAGAGAUAAGAAAUCUAAGCAUCGGGAUAGAAGGCGGUUGAGGUCAAGAUCUGCUGAUGGCAAGCAUCGGGAUAGAAAGAGGUCAAGGUCAAGAUCUUUUGAUGGCAAGCAUCACAGAGGAAGCAGGAGGUCCCCCAGAAAUUCAGAUGAAACUAGAUUAAAACACCGACGGCGCUCCAGGUCAAAGUCUACUGAUGGAAAACAUCGAUCCAUUGAUAAAGUAGAUGAAAGAUCAAAACGUCAUGACAAAAAGCAUUUAGCAUCUGGUGAAGCUCAGCCUCCUAGAGGAAGCAGGUCUUCACCAAGAAGUUCUGAAGACAAUGAUUCGAGGCACAGAAGGCAUUCAAGGUCAAAGUCAGCUGAAGGGGAUGAUGGAAUGCUGGUUUCAAAAGAGGAGGCUUAUGACUUGAAAGUUUCAGUGAAUGAUGAUCAGGAGCUGAGAAGCAAAUAUUUACCAAAAUUUGACAGUGAUGAAGGGCACUCACCAAAUAGCAAAUUGAAUGCAGAUGAACCAGACAGACUUGAAAGAUCAAGUAGUAAGCAGUGGCUUGGUAGUAAUGGGUCAGGAGAUCAAUCCAUUUCUCCUCGUCAGAAAUGAGCCGUGGGCUUAAUGUGUUACUGAACCUUGGGGAUUUUUUAGACUAAAGCUGUUCCAAGCUGUCUGACUCAGUCUCCACUUUAGCCUUUGAUCAAUUCAAGCUUGUUCAGAUAUGAACAAGCUAUUAAGAUCGAUGACAGCUUUUGGCUCCUAUACGAACAGCAGUCACUUAAGACAUUGCUUAGUGUUUCUUUUGGUGUUUGGAUUUUUCAGACAAUUGUUGUUUCUUCAUAAAUGUACGCCAUUGUGCUCUUUUAUCCUUUGCAGGCAUGUGGAACAGAUUGGCAUUGAAGUCUUUGAGCUCACAUUUACAAUGGAUAAAGUAUUUCAAGCAGUGUUCUGCUUUCUUCUCCAAUCAACCAUGCAAUGUUUGUAGCAAGGCUCUUUUACUUCUAGAUGUAUGUGGGACCAUUAUCUCUGCUUAUGAACUGUAAUUUAUGAAGUGUUUACUUGAAAGUUUGCUUCUUUGUUUAGAUCUAUCCUUUCUGCCUCUAUUUAUGUUUAUGUAUGUAUUAGCAAGUGUUCUUCGUGUGUACAUCUCUUUAAAUUCCAACGCAUGCUUAUCUUCCACGAUUGUUUUUGUCUUCUAGCCGUAUUGAUGUCCUACAACUCUUGGCCUUUGAUUGAUGUGCUUGAUCAUAGGACCUGUUUUAUUUGCCUUUGAUGGUCUAGACAGCCUGUUAUAUCCCAACUCAUGCAGGUUUAUUCACGGUGUUCCUGUUGGACCUGUCAGUGAUCAGUUUGGAGGGUUGAUUUUUAACUUUAUCUAUGUGAAGGUAUGCAGUUGCUUUGUGGCAGAGAGCUAAUGCUAUUAGAUAUAUAUUUUGUUUAAAUUUCUUUAGUGUUGAUUGAUUCAAAUUAGGUGACUGCUGCGUUUUGGGCUUGGUUCUAUCUUUUCACUUUGCUUGUAUUUUUUUUUUCUUUCUUUUUUCUCUUUUUUUUUCUUUUUUUUUCCCUUUUUUCGUCAUUUCCAAGGAAAAUUCUUUUCCAAAGCUACUUUAAGGUCCUGUGUAACCAGACUCCGCGGGGAUGAAUAGCGUCUAUAUUUGAGCCCCAUAGCCAGAUUGGUUGAUCAUAAAAAUAAUUUCGUGGUUUAUUCACAGGUAAUCUUUCAUGAUACUGCUUGUCUCAGUUCUGUAUAUGGUAGUACUUGUUAAGUUCGAUUUGCUUGCAUUUGCGGCCUAGAUAGUACUGCUCUGGCUGUGGUAGUUUGAUGCCAAUUGGUCCCUCAAACUCUAUUUGAUCAAGGAAGAAAUUUGAAAUCAUUACAUUCUACUUUGUUGCAUGGUUGUCUCCUGGUAAAAUUAAUGUCAACCAUUUCCAAGUUUCCUAUUUUAAAAUUGAAACAUUACAUGGCCUUUCCUUGGGGGUUUAGCUUGUAGUUGAGACUUACUUGAGAGUGAAAUUUUUGUUGGCUAAAAUAUUUAAAAAAAUUGAUUCUGAACUAUUUCACUUUUCUUAAGCAAGUCCCAAAUUAGUCUUUUUAUCUUUGAUUUGUACCUAACUAAAGAUUUUUAUUUCAAAUGAAAGGUAUAAAGGGUAGGGGUUUAUUUGAGUGUAACAAAAGUAUAGGGACUUGCAUAGAUAAAGUGAUGACAUUCAAGGGAUUUUAUUAUUAUUAUUUUAGCCAUUUUUGUUUUAAUUUGGAAUUGGUAGACAGCUGAUGAUUUGUUAUGGUUGAUUUCAAUUAGGGCUGUGAUGGUAUCGUCUAAAUCUCACCCAUUUUUUAUCAUCUUCGGUCUUCCUCUUUCUUUCUUUUCUUUUUUUUUUCUUUUCCCCUUUCUUUCCAGAUUUUUUUUCUUUUUCCUCCCCCACCCCCUUUUUUUGGCUUGUAUUUUUGUUCUAGGAGGCAUGGAUAUGGUGGUAUAAGAGCGCAGCCUUGAUGUCAAACACUGGAAAUUGUUGAGUUAGCAUGCAGCACUAUAUUUACUUGGAUUCAUGUGUGCGUGAUUGAUACUAAUAUUUUUCUAACAUGACUGUGUUCAAUUUUUCAUUUUCAUGAUUUGGAGAGUUUAGAGGGUAUUUGUUUGUGGUUUAGAUAUAUCAAGAAAAAUGAAGAGUCGAAGCAAUAUUUUAGUUAUUUUUUUAAACGUGUUUGGAGGGCCUUUAGAGGAUAUCUAGGAACAUGUUCGGAAUGUGACGAAGCAGACAUCAAAAUGACACUGCAUUUAAGAUAAUUUUUUAACCUAAUUCUCUAAA
Gossypium arboreum is the source of this 5365-nucleotide messenger RNA. RefSeq lists its product as uncharacterized. Gene Ontology annotation, molecular function: protein binding; RNA binding; metal ion binding. The coding region runs from base 179 to 3166 and encodes 995 amino acids. The record is from RefSeq and is a predicted model, not a curated record. NCBI's taxonomy places the organism in Eukaryota, Viridiplantae, Streptophyta, Magnoliopsida, Malvales, Malvaceae. The transcript has 7 exons.